Myxozyma melibiosi is the source of this 1152-nucleotide messenger RNA. Its product is annotated as MRG-domain-containing protein. NCBI's taxonomy places the organism in Eukaryota, Fungi, Ascomycota, Lipomycetes, Lipomycetales, Lipomycetaceae. Gene Ontology annotation, biological process: regulation of DNA-templated transcription; chromatin organization. Gene Ontology annotation, cellular component: Rpd3S complex; NuA4 histone acetyltransferase complex; nucleus. Bases 29 to 1027 code for a protein of 332 amino acids. The transcript is spliced from 6 exons. The record is from RefSeq and is a predicted model, not a curated record.
CAGCAGCUGAUACCGACAACCAGCUGCAAUGACCGCAACUGCCCCGCCCGAGGGCUUUCACCAAGGCGCGCGAUGUUUGGCGUUUCAUGGGCCACUGCUUUACGAGUCUAAGAUACUGAAGGUGUAUUUGCCUGGCCAGAAGAACGAGGAGAUUGAGGUCGAUGAGAUCCCCGAGGAGCUACGCGACGCGAUUGCCUAUCUGAUACAUUACAAGGGCUGGAAGUCUUCGUGGGACGAAUGGCUACCGCAGCAGCGCGUCCUUCGCUGGACAGAAGAAAACCUGCGUCUUCAAAAAGAGCUCAAAAACGAAGCUCUGCAACAACUUCGCUCGAAAAAAGCAAACGGGGGGAGCGAGAGCUCGCCUGCACCAGCUGGGUCUGCUGAUGCGUCGGGAGGCUCAGCUGUCGCGGCUGCUCCGUCUUCGUCGUCAGCGGCGGGAUCGGGUUCACAUAAGCGGAAGGGCGAUGCGAAGGAGCAUGGGGAAGCGAGGUCGCUAAAGAAGACAAGACGCGACGCUGAUGACAAGGAGGACCGGUUUCUAUCACAGCUGGAUGUCAAUAUUUCAAUACCUGAUGUGUUGAUGGCUCAGUUAGUAGAUGAUUGGGAAUACGUGACAAAAAACUCACAGCUGGUGGAUUUACCCCGCAAACCCACAGUCAAAGACAUCAUUCUCGACUUUAAAACAAACUAUUCAAAACGCAGACUGUCAAACGCCGAGGCCGAGAUCCUGGAUGAGAUCGUCGAGGGUAUCCAGCUCUACUUUGACAAAUGCCUGGGGUCGAUAUUACUCUACAGAUUCGAGCGGCAGCAGUACUUGGAGAUCUCGACCAAGAACCCUGAUAAGUUGCCGCGAGAGAUUUAUGGCGCUGAACAUCUUUUGCGCUUGUUUGUGUCUCUCCCUGGAUUGCUACUACAUACACAUAUGGACCAGCAGAGCUUAAACGUUCUCAAAGCCCAUGUGGAAGAGCUACUCAAGUAUGUUAUUCUUCCUAUUCUUGUCGGGCAGACACUAAUCAGAUACAAAUAGACACCUGGCUAGGAACAGGAAAACGUUGUUUAUGGAGUCGUAUAUCAAUUCCACGCCGGCAUACGACGCUAGCUCGAGGGGACUAUGAGCUCGCAACAUAUACGUGUACAAUAUCUAAACUGGUU